AACUUUCUACUUACCUGAGGAAAAAAUAAAAUCUCAGGUUUUUCUUUGUGUUGUCUACGAAUUCGAGCCAUAAAGACCGAACCUUUUUCAUCUACGUUAAGAUGGGUGCUUCAGGAAAAUGGGUUAAGUCAAUUAUUGGUCUCAAGAAGCCAGAGAAAGAUGAAACUGAAAAGGGUAAUGGGAAGAACAAAAAAUGGAAGCUAUGGAGAAAUUCUUCAGGGGAGUUAAGCUCGUCUUGGAAGGGUUUCAAGGGAAGACAUCGGUCUGAGUCAGAAGGUUUGGUUUCUUCCAAUGCUUACUCUGCAGCUGUUGCAACUGUGCUUAGAGCUCCUCCUAAAGAUUUCAAAGCUGUAAGAGAAGUAUGGGCUGCUAUCAGAAUCCAAACCGCUUUUCGAGGCUUCUUAGCGAGAAGAGCAUUGAGGGCGUUGAAAGGGAUAGUGAGGCUACAAGCUUUAGUGAGAGGGAGGCAAGUGAGGAAACAAGCAGCUGUAACACUAAGGUGCAUGCAAGCUCUGGUUCGAGUGCAGGCUCGUGUUAGAGCUCGCCGUGUGAGGAUGACUGUUGAAGGACAAGCUGUGCAAAAGCUUUUAGAUGAACACAGAAGCAAAUCUGAUCUCUUGAAAGAAGUCGAGGAAGGUUGGUGUGAUAGGAAAGGUACGGUGGAUGAUAUUAAGACAAAGCUGCAACAGAGACAAGAAGGUGCUUUCAAGAGGGAACGUGCACUGGCUUAUGCUCUAGCUCAAAAGCAAUGGAGGUCAAUUCCUAGCUCAAAUCUCAAGACAAACAAUUCAAUCUCAUAUCUCAAAAGCCAAGAGUUUGAUAAGAAUAGUUGGGGAUGGAGUUGGUUGGAGCGUUGGAUGGCUGCUCGGCCAUGGGAGACUAGACUUAUGGACACUGCAGAUGCUACCACGCCUCCUCCUCCGAAGCAUUUGAAAUCACCCGAAACCGUGGAUGUUGUUAAAGUCAGAAGAAACUAUGUGACAACUCGGGUUUCCGCAAAGCCUCCUCCUCAUAUGUUAUCUUCAAGUCCUGGAUAUGAAUUUAAUGAGAGCCCUGGUUCAUCAUCUAUCUGCACUUCAACCACACCGGCUUCUGGAACCACUGGCCUUGUUUCAGACAAUUCUAGCAGUCAAGCAAACAAGAACAAGCCAAGUUACAUGAGCAUGACUGAAUCAACAAAGGCUAAGCGAAGAACUAACCGUGUUCUCAGACAGUCCAUGGAUGAGUUUCAGUUUAUGAAGAACUCUGGAUUGUUUACCGGGGACUUGAAGAGCAGUCCUGGCUCGGAUCCUUCCUACGUUACUUUCUCCAAACCACUCGGUGUUCCAACUAGAUUCGAGAAACAGAGAGGGUAAAGUGACCUUGUGAGAUUCAUGUCAAUUGCCUGAGGAAAGUUUCAACAGCUUGUUGUUG
Messenger RNA from Eutrema salsugineum, 1413 nucleotides. Its product is annotated as protein IQ-DOMAIN 14. NCBI's taxonomy places the organism in Eukaryota, Viridiplantae, Streptophyta, Magnoliopsida, Brassicales, Brassicaceae. The transcript is spliced from 5 exons. The coding region runs from base 102 to 1355 and encodes 417 amino acids. The record is from RefSeq and is a predicted model, not a curated record. Gene Ontology annotation, molecular function: protein binding.